AUGGUUAUGAAUGAUGGGUUGCUGCGCGUUUUUUGGCCGUAUGAUCUUGUCCAGUCCACCGCCCCCGGUGUGAUCGUGGGCUGGAGGAACUCGGAAUUCGACCUUUUUGUCGUCUCAGUACUCGAGCAUGUUGAGGCGCGAAAUGUCGACAAUGCGCUACGAACGGGCAUUUUAUACCGAAAAAGCCGCCAUCCCAUCUCCCGGCUGUUUAACCUAUGCGGGAAGCCCGUCAUGCACGUCCUGGGUUCGACCAACGUAAAAGAAAUACCCACGGCCUUCACUCCAUCACACCUUUAUGUAGUGACGACUCAUCCAUCUAAAGUACCCCGAAUAUACUGCCCUCCAGAAACGAAAUUAUGCAUACAGAUCAUCUUGUUCCACCGCCCCCACCCCACACGCAUGCAGUACUUAUCCCUUUACCCAAUGUGCCUUGCACUAGGUGACAAACAUACAAGCAUUGAUACCACAAGCACUUUGGAUGAGGUUGAUACUGCUGAAGAAGCAGCCAAAAUCCGAUCUGCAAAACUCGUCAAGAAAUUGCGCUUACACACUGUGGUUAAGCAUGCUCCAUCUCCCAAAGAACAGUCACUUCCAGCGAUCAUUAAUCAAGUGAAUUGUGCCUUUGAAAUGGACCGCUUGAUGCAGAGCAACAUUGGAUUGAUUGGGACUCGACCAAAACGGAGUUUGAGCGUUGGAGAGAGAGUGGUAGAGUCCGCAACCACAGCGUGGGGUUUAUUCGUGUUCGGCGUCAUCUAUGUGUUCACUGCGUGGAUUUACCCAAUUAUCAAGCAGGGCCUUAUCACUGGGAUUAUUGUGCAUCGAGUUAUUGCUGAAGUCGUCCUAAGAGUCCUAGAGUGGCGCCCAGCACCUGAUGCUGCUGCGUUAAAGGAUAUAUCCGCCACUGCUCAGCAAAUCGAUAUUCGUCUUCAACAAUUUUGCUACUGGCCGAUACAGUACCUAACCCUGCGUAAGCGGAAAGACGACUGGGAGAGCAUUACACAUAGUCACCCCGAUUAUAUCAGAUUCUACAACAGCCUCUGGCUUGUUGCAAAUGAUGUGAUUAUCGGCAUCGCGCUAGGCUCAUAUCUUAUUGACAAUGCAGAUUGGGUCGCAGCUCAAAUGAAUUGGAUUUUGAACGGUUCUACAGCAGAAGGGUUGCAACAAACGAUAUCCUGGCUGAUGGAUUGGCCUGCCGGGUUGAAACUUAACAAUGAAUUGGCGGCAUUCCUAGGUGACUUGUUCCUGUGGGUGAUAGGGCGUUGGGCGAGUGCACUCUACGGUAUGCGUCCGUAUCUGCGCCAUAUCGUCUAUAUGAUAGGCUGCUCUGGGUUUGCAGGUGCGAGUAUGGCGCUUGCCAUGUUCUCCGACCUCCUCUCACUUUUCACCAUUCAUAUAUACUCCUUUUAUACCGCUUCCGCCCGCAUAUUUCAUUGGCAAUUAACCAUCAUAAUAUCCCUCUUCCACUUAUUUCGCGGCCGAAAAAGGAACAUUCUACGUAACCGUAUAGAUUCAUGCGACUACGAACUAGACCAACUGUUGCUGGGCACAAUUCUGUUCACACUUUUAUUUUUUCUCCUACCUACUGUUCUUGUAUUUUACCUUGCUUUUGCUAGUGCCCGUAUGGCUAUAAUAUCUCUCAAGGCGACGCUGGACACGUGCCUUGCUUUCUUGAACCAUUUUCCGCUUUUUGCGUUAAUGCUGCGGUUGAAAGAUUCUCGGCGUUUACCAGGAGGUAUCCAGUUUGAGCUACGAGACCAAAAAGUGCCACCGUCUGAUGACGAAUUUCGCUGUGCCCCCACUUCAUACAUUAAUCUUCAAGUAGGUGCUCUUCUGUUUAAACAGAAACGUUCUACACGAGUAUUGAUCCCGCCUAACACUCCACCCACCCCUAGCCCGUUCCUCUAUCCCUCCGGUCCAUGUUCGACCAGUACUUUCAGCUUGGCCAUCGCCUUCGAAAACACUAUCUCUCCCCCCGUGUCAUUUUUUGCCUGGUUACAGGACGUUUCGUACCUCCUAUUCAUCGUCGAAACAUGUACAGUUUGCAAUACAGCAUGCUACCCGCUCGACGGGUGGGAAUUGGCGAGAUCUGGUCUCGGUUAA
This is a messenger RNA of Ophidiomyces ophidiicola, 2100 nucleotides long. It is a transcript of the gene gpi1, whose product is annotated as pig-Q. Gene Ontology annotation, biological process: GPI anchor biosynthetic process. Gene Ontology annotation, cellular component: endoplasmic reticulum; membrane. Lineage: Eukaryota; Fungi; Ascomycota; Eurotiomycetes; Onygenales; Onygenaceae. The transcript is spliced from 4 exons. The record is from RefSeq and is a predicted model, not a curated record. The coding region runs from base 1 to 2100 and encodes 699 amino acids.